CGACAAAAAUACACCUUGCUGCAAGAAUAUGAAUUUGAUUUGCUCCCAGGCUAGAUGCUGGGGUCACAACAGCGGCAAGUUGGAGCCUUUGUAGUCUAUUGAGAAUCGAGCACGGGGCCCGUGGCACAUGGAGAUAGUGAGUCAUGUUUCUGCUUUCACUUUGGUAUUAUGUUUGAUGGUGCAACACCUAGUUCAGAGACAGUUGUUUUUGGACAAAUCAUCAGUGCGAAAUGAAGAUGGCAUAAUUAACUUUGCAUCAGUAACAACCAACAUAAAUGUGGCGGGGGUUACUUGCAAAUAUUUGACCAGAGUAAACAAACUCAAAGUCCGUGACAUCUAGUGCAGUGUGUUCGGUACGUACUGAAAGAUCAGAGCAUUGAAAUAAGGGACGUAGUGUCAAUGCAAUCAUAU
Suillus bovinus is the source of this 411-nucleotide messenger RNA. RefSeq lists its product as uncharacterized. Bases 128 to 340 code for a protein of 70 amino acids. Lineage: Eukaryota; Fungi; Basidiomycota; Agaricomycetes; Boletales; Suillaceae. The transcript has 2 exons. The record is from RefSeq and is a predicted model, not a curated record.